Messenger RNA from Morchella sextelata, 489 nucleotides. RefSeq lists its product as uncharacterized. NCBI's taxonomy places the organism in Eukaryota, Fungi, Ascomycota, Pezizomycetes, Pezizales, Morchellaceae. The transcript has a single exon. The record is from RefSeq and is a predicted model, not a curated record. The coding region runs from base 1 to 489 and encodes 162 amino acids.
AUGGAAUCCCUCGCCCGCGGCCGCACCAGCCAAUUCCACUCCCUCCACACGCGCCAACGCCAAAUCGCGCACGCGCGGCACACCCUGCGCCGCGCCCGCCUCACCCACCGGCAGCGCCUCCUCACCCUCUCCACCAUCAAACCCCCCACCCAACCCUUCUCCUCCACCCACCCCGCCGCCGCCGCCGCUUACAAAACGGCAAUCAAGCGCCUCAAGUCCACGCUCAAGCAAGAGUACAAACAAGCGCGCUCGCAGCACCUGCGCGCGAUCCACCUGUGGGAGCGGGAGGUGGGGGAGCUGCUGGUGUUCCUGAGCGGGCCGGGGUAUGGGCGCAUGGGGUGGGUGUGGGAGGGGGAGGAGCCCGAGGAGGGGGCGGUGGGGGAUGGGGAGUAUGUGCCCCCGCCGGUGGAGGAGGAGGAGGAGGAGGAGGAGGAGGAGGAUGAUGACGACGACGAAGAGAUAGAGAUGGGGGGGGGGGGGGGGGGAUGA